UUAAAUGCCACGUAAUCUCCCUCUCAUUUCCCCUCAUCCCCCCCACCUUCCCCUCUCGUUUCCCCCCAUCUCCCUCUCCUUUCCCCACGUGCUCCUUCUCAUUCCCCCCCCUUCUCCAUCUCGUUUCCCCCCCGCUCAUUUCCCCCCAUCUCCUCUCAUUUUCCCCCUCUUCCCCUCUCAUACGCUUCUAA
This is a messenger RNA of Closterium sp. Naga37s-1, 191 nucleotides long. The record is from the annotation of a GenBank genome assembly. NCBI's taxonomy places the organism in Eukaryota, Viridiplantae, Streptophyta, Zygnematophyceae, Desmidiales, Closteriaceae.